Antrostomus carolinensis (chuck-will's-widow) is the source of this 436-nucleotide messenger RNA. RefSeq names its product ubiquinol-cytochrome c reductase complex assembly factor 1 (gene UQCC1). The record is from RefSeq and is a predicted model, not a curated record. Gene Ontology annotation, biological process: mitochondrial respiratory chain complex III assembly. Gene Ontology annotation, cellular component: mitochondrion. The transcript has 4 exons. The annotation marks the transcript as partial. NCBI's taxonomy places the organism in Eukaryota, Metazoa, Chordata, Aves, Caprimulgiformes, Caprimulgidae.
GAUGUGUCUGGUACGAAUGAAGCAGGAGGGUCGCACAGGAAAAUACAUGUGUCGCUAUAUAGUUCACUGCAUGUGGGAGGAUGUUGAACAGCGUGGUAAGGUGAUGGGGAUUAAUUCUGUUGCUCUAAAGGAAGAUAUGAGAAGUAUGGUAGAAAAUUUCUAUGCAGCUCUAUUUGGAUAUGAUGAGGGAAUCUUGUCUGAUGAUCAUGUUCUGGCAGCAGCUCUUUGGAGAAACCUUUUUAACAGGAACUGUGAGGACCCUCGGCAUCUGGAGUUACUUGUAGAAUACGUUCGCAAACAGGUGCAGCACCUGGACGCGCUGAGCGGGGAGGACCUGCUGCUGACGGGCGAGGUGAGCUGGCGGCCGCUGGUGGAGAGCAACGCCCGCAGCAUCCUCAAGCCCCUCUCCCCUGUUUACAAUGACGAAGGACUCUGA